Prunus mume (Japanese apricot) is the source of this 1429-nucleotide messenger RNA. RefSeq lists its product as uncharacterized. NCBI's taxonomy places the organism in Eukaryota, Viridiplantae, Streptophyta, Magnoliopsida, Rosales, Rosaceae. The record is from RefSeq and is a predicted model, not a curated record.
CUCUCUCAUUUUCACUUGUUAUGUUCUUCGCCUUUUCUCACACGGAUUUUAUUCGCUUCCUUCCUCCUCCUCUGCCUCUUUCGUCAAACAGUUGGUCAUCACAAAUGCAUCUUUCCCACCUUCUUCUUCUUCUUCCCAACCUGGACCACCAAACCAGGUCAAAUUAAACUAAAAUCAAAAUAAUAAUAAUAAAAAAACCCAUCUCAGAUCUUCGUCACUGCCAUCAAAAUAUUAUCUCAAUUUAAUGGCACCAACAACAAACAACAACCACACCCACAGCAAGCCCCCAAAACCCAACUCCACAGCGACCACAACUACCAAAAAGCCCCUCGUCUGCUUCUCCUUCGCCGCCUACGCCAAGUCCCUCAUAAACCACCUCAAAUCUUCACCUCUCAACAUCCCAGUCGAGCAAGGCCUCACCGACCCAGAGCUCGCCUCCAUCGAAGCCACCUUCGACUUCGCCUUCCCGCCUGACCUCCGCGCCAUUCUCCAGGAAGGCCUCCCCGUGGGCCCCACCUUCCCCAACUGGCGUUCCUCCUCCCUCCAGCAGCUCCGCAUCCUCCUCAGCCUCCCGUCCUUCAGCCUCCUUCGCCGAGUCUCUGGCGGAAGCUUCUGGUGCCAGUCGUGGGGCCCCAAGCCCCCUCCAGGCGAUCACGAUCAUGCUGACGUGGCCAAGCAGCUGCUGGAGAAAGCGCCGGUUCUCGUGCCGGUGCACCGGAACUGCUAUGUUCCGUCGAGGCCGGGCGUGGCGGGAAAUCCGGUUUUGUACGUUGACGCGGAGAACGUUACUGUUCUGAGCUGUGACGUCACCCGGUUUUUUUGUCAAGAGUUUGGGUUCGCACACGUGCCCUUGUGGGCCCCCAAGACGACUCGGUGGAUUGAUUUUUGGAGCGAGGUGGUGGCGCGUGGGGAGACGCGUGGGUGGUGGAGUGGGGAUGAGUGCUUGGGUGGGUGUUUGGAGGAGGUGUUUUGGAGGUUGAGGGAGGGCGGUUGGGCGGAGGAGGAGGUUAGGGAGAUGAUGAUGAUGGACGGCUGUGAUGGGAAGAUUGAGAAGUGCGGGCCCCACGUGAUGGGGGACAGCGAGGAUGAGACAAGUGUGGGGUGGCGCGUGAGGUUUCUGUCUAUGGUGUUGUUGCGUGGGGGUUGGACAAGGGAAGAUAUUGUUGGCUGUCUUGGUCUUGAGGACGAGUGCUUAAGCGAUAACUCGCUAGUAGAUCCAUCAUCAUAUUAUAUUCACCUAUAGUCUAUAUCAUAUUCGAGUCCGAUUGAAUUAUCGGAUUCAAAUUACAAUUACUUAGACCAUACAUCAAGUAUAAAUGAUCAUUUUCAUUACAUUUAUCCUAUUGAGUUAGGAUUAAAAUUUAAUUAUUCAAUGAUUAAUGCACUUACUAUGCUUUAAGUCGUAGUUCAAAUUCAAAUCUUGAUAUGA